Hydatigera taeniaeformis is the source of this 1188-nucleotide messenger RNA. NCBI's taxonomy places the organism in Eukaryota, Metazoa, Platyhelminthes, Cestoda, Cyclophyllidea, Taeniidae. The record is from the annotation of a GenBank genome assembly.
AUGACAGAUGUCCCGGAAUGCUAUAACUACGGUGUGUUUUUUGACGAUGGGUAUGAUUACAUGAAGCACAUGAAGUCAAUGAAAGAGUUCGUCCAGGAUCCAAACUAUGUAAUUGAAAACGAAGAAGAUGCCGUGAUUCCUGAUAAUUAUGCCCCUCCUGCUGUUGAAAUGGUCGUUUCUGAUGAUCCAGUGGAUGAGGAAUUUGAAAUUCCUUCAGAUGAUGAGAUGACGACAGACGGAGAUGAAUUGGAGGACAAUUUUGUCGAAUUGGCUGGUGGCAAGCGCGUACGCCUGAAUGACGAGGAUAGCGGCGAUGAUGACACGGCCAGGGAUAGCUACGAAAUUAGAGACGUGAAACCUACUCCUUCAACCGCUAAUCUACCUCUUCACAAAAUACGCUUGAUGGAGCGCUAUUUAUGGGGUGCAGAAGUCGAAGAGUUUCCCAUGGAAGAUCCAUACGGGAUAUCCACUCAUCAAAAUCCUGUUGCUGUUUCCACCGCAAGAAAAGGUCGUCCGCUCACCGAUGGAGAAGAGCUCCUCGAAAAACAGUUUGGCAAGCUAAUGCAAGUGACAAAAUCAAGGAGCGGCUUUGACUUUCAUUCAGCCAUGUCCGGCACCUCUGUCAUCAGUGAAAACUUGCAGUCAGCCGUCCGGGCAGAUGAGAUAAUGAUAUCAAAACGGCAUCCCAAAACCAUUGACUUGGACUCUCUGGAUGACCAUCUUAGAGUAGCGACGCUUAGUCGUUUGGACGAAAUGUUAGAGCCUGAAGGAGAUCCACUGAAGGACUGGGUGGGUAAGGAAAGGGUUACUAUGGCCACGAUUACCACCAAUUACCAAGCAAUGGGCGGUGAAGUAUCGAAAGAGCCAGAAGUUCUUGCUAUGCCCAAACUCAAGUCGAGUUCCAAACCGGCAAAGACUGAGGUUGAGGAUGUUAAUUCGUCCUUAGAAAGUGAAAAAGGGAGUGAUUAUGAGUCGGAAAUGUCAGCCGAGGUGAACCUUCAUCGUCGGAUAAAGGGUGAGACAACUGAAGAGAAGCGAGCUCGCAAAGCCGCUCUAAAGGCUCAGAAACGAGAACGGCAGCGAAUCAAGAAGACAAACCGAACAAACUUUCGACGGGAGCAUGUGCUAUUGUCCAAGACUGGCAAGUCUGCCUACUCCAAUGGUGGAAGAGUUUUUAUGGACGGCUGA